Tachysurus fulvidraco (yellow catfish) is the source of this 3144-nucleotide messenger RNA. RefSeq names its product deltex E3 ubiquitin ligase 3 (gene dtx3). The transcript has 5 exons. NCBI's taxonomy places the organism in Eukaryota, Metazoa, Chordata, Actinopteri, Siluriformes, Bagridae. Gene Ontology annotation, biological process: Notch signaling pathway; protein ubiquitination. The coding region runs from base 354 to 1601 and encodes 415 amino acids. The record is from RefSeq and is a predicted model, not a curated record.
UGACGAACUUCCUGCUUCCGUCAUCACGGGUCCUGGAAACUAGAUCAGGGAAACAUGACACCCACUUCACGUGACCGGCUACUUAUAGUAAAGGAAUAAUAAUAACAAUAAACCACGGUUAUCCUGACAGACCGUGAUAAACUCGGACAUGUUUUUACGUUUCCACACGUUUCCUCGGUGUGGAAGAAUGGGACGAAGGAACCGGAGAGAAAAAUGAGGACCAAAACAGCGCUCGUGCGUUAACGUGAACUGUGGAUGUUACUCGGUUUGAACCGAAAUGCAUCGGUUUAUACGGUCAAGAUCAGGUGUAAUCCCUUUGUUAUAAAGGUAAACCCAAUGCAACGCUUGUCUUUAUGCUUCCAUCGGAGCUGAACCGCUUUAAGGGUGCUGUAGAUUACCGACCAUAUAGCACUGAGCUCUUCCGGCAGCACAGGAGGGUUGUAUCCAAACCUGCCGUUAAGGGAGAAUUUAUGGGAUCACAAGUUUCAUCUGAUGAGAUGAGUGUGCGCACAGGCCAGGGCAGCGAUGAAGUACUGGUGUCUCAGGCUGUGUGGGAUUACUUGGCAGCAGCUGGGAGGCCAUGGCUGCUUGACUUUGAGGAUAAACAAGGACUGAGCGCUGGAAUCGUGCGGCGUGGAGAGCGCGGAGGCUGCUGUGCUGUAAGACUCUCACCAGUGGAGGGCAGGCCCAGGGUGAUGGAAAGCCCAGUGUCACCUGCCACACGCAAAGCCUUUAUAGACCUGUGCCGCUGUGCCCGCAAGGAGAUGACCAAACAGGAAGCUGCGCCAAAGAGAAAGCGCUCUCUGUUACCCUGUCUUGGAGCGGUGGAAAAAGACACUGAGGGCACUCUGCUUUCUCCUCCUCCUCCACAGCCGCGUCGAUCGCAGAGGCAGCAGCAAAGGUGCAGAAAAAGCACUGAGAUGGACUCCUGUUCCAUUCUGCCUAUGUUGCACGAAGCCUCAGCAAAGACAGAUUGUGAUUCAGGAGCAGGCAGGUCAAGCGAAGACGACAGUGCCACGUGCUCUAUCUGCAUGGGAGAGAUGCUGGAGAAGACCACUUUGGAGAAGUGCGGCCACUCGUUCUGCCGCUCUUGCCUGGAACAGGCAUUCCAGGUGAAGAAGGCUUGUCCUGUGUGCAGACUCGUUUAUGGCCAGCUUAUUGGGAAUCAGCCAGCAAACGGUAGCAUGAUGGUGGAAAGAGACCCAGACCUGGAGUUGCCUGGGCAUGAGGGCUAUGGCUGCUUAUACAUUAUCUAUAGCUUCCCUCCAGGGUUCCAAUCAUUUGUGUAUAUUGUUUUAUUUUUCCAGCAAGAGCACCCGAACCCUGGGGUGCGAUAUCCAGGCACAGACCGUGUGGCUUACCUACCGGACAGCCCAGAGGGAAACCGUGUAUUGCGACUGUUGCGACGGGCUUUUGAACAGCGGCUCAUAUUCACUAUAGGAACCUCGAUGACCACAGGCAUGCAUAAUGUCAUCACGUGGAACGAUAUCCACCACAAAACCUCUAUAUGGGGUGGACCACGAUGCUUUGGUUACCCAGAUCCUACAUACCUCGUGCGUGUGACCGAGGAGUUACGGGAAAAAGGAAUAACGGCUGACUGAUCGUUUGGAACUCAGCACUUUGGGACAUCUAGUGAUCUGGCAAGUGGACCAGACUGACCACAGACUAUUCAGUGAUACACUGUGUUAAUGUAAAUCACAGCCAUUGUACGGUACCGGGAUGGUCAGAUGGCUUUUCCAAACUCUGAGAUUGUGAUGAUUUGUUUCUUUUUGCUUGAACUAAAAGUGAUUGCUUUCUUGCAAUAAGUGACACGUUAUAAUUGAGUGCAGUGCAUUCCACCAUUUUAUUGGAUACAGAGACGGCACUUUGAAAUUCAAAAGCUCUGUGGUUUGCUGAGAUGACUUUUAAAUGAAGCAGUGACUAACUUCUUUCUGCUGAGGUAGUAGGGAAGUAAACUGUUUUCAUGUUCUAGGCAAAUGGCUUUCUCCUGUUUUCUUUCUGUUUUCUUCCAUCCAGCAGGUUUUCUGUGACUUGCUCAUGUUUUGCUAUCGUCUGGACCAAACCCUAGCUUUUUGUUAGUUUUUCAUAAUCGGCACUACAAGGCACUUUGCAGUUAUAUAUGUUUCUUAACUGUAAUAAUUUGGAAGUAAUUUCUGGUGUGUUUCCAGAUGCGCAGCAUUUUGCGGAUGUAGAGAUGAGUUUAGUGGCUACAAGCUGAUGUCAAUCCUUAAUAUAGAUUUUUUUGCUUUCUUUUUUUUUUUUUUAUCUCAGCUAGAACUAAUCUAAUGUUUGAAGAUAAAAGAAAAAGAAACACUUUUUUUAAUAAAAAAAUUAUUAUUAAUUCAUGGUUAAUGGUUGGAAAAAACUCCAGUGAAGAAUUGCUGCUGUAAUAAGAUCAGCUUUGAAAACAACAACAACAACAACAAGACAAACAAACAAACAAAACUGUUUGGACGGGUUUUUUUUGCAUGUCUGUUAUUGACUUGAAUGUGUAAACGUCUAUAUGAUGUCAUUAAAAAAAAGACCUGUAGGCUCCCAAAUCAAAUGAAAGGCACAAUCGGAUUCUUUUGCGAUGGAAGAUCAUAUUUAAGCCUCAGAUACAGCAAGUGUCAAGUGCUGAAUUUAUUUCAUGUCAGCAGGCUUUCUUCAUUUAUACUAACACACUUAGUGUGAUUCUAUAGCCAUGUGAUUUGUUGCAGCAUCUUCUGGUGAUAUGAAAAUUUUUUUUCUGUAGUAAGAUUUCACCAGUUACAACCUGAAGCACGUUCUGCUGAUGAGUUGAGAACGUUGAUUAAUGACAACAAAUUUAUAUUAUCGUGAAAUGGAAAGAAGAAACACUGACGAUAUCUAAAGCUGUCUGAAAUGUUUUUUUUUUUAUAUAUAUAUAUAUAUAAAUCUUCCUCCUCAUUUUGUUUUAAGGGACCAACACAAAGAUCAUUUUGGAUGACACAGUAACACCAAUCAUGCAAAAUUCUAUGCAGUUCAUUUUAAUGGAGGAAGAAGUAAACCUCUUAAAGAAAAUCGAUUGUUAUUCAGAGUUCAUGUUUUGCCUUUACGACUGUGUUGAUUUGUACACGAAACACCUGUCUGCUACAAUAUGUGCUUUAUGUUUUCAUACUUGAAUAAAGAGUUCUGUUCAGUUGC